Molecule: messenger RNA, 3623 nt
Organism: Camelus dromedarius (Arabian camel)
Lineage: Eukaryota; Metazoa; Chordata; Mammalia; Artiodactyla; Camelidae
Gene: MAK
Product: male germ cell associated kinase
Exons: 15
Coding region: 305-2239 (644 amino acids)
Biological process (GO): protein phosphorylation; intraciliary transport; intracellular signal transduction
Cellular component (GO): nucleus; cytoplasm; cilium
Molecular function (GO): ATP binding; protein serine/threonine kinase activity
Source: RefSeq, a predicted model, not a curated record
GCAGCUGGCGCACCCCCGCCGUUUCCUAGGAGACGAAACACACAGACGCCCCAGCUUCACAAGGGAGCGAACGAGGGUGUUCAUAAGGAUGGAAAUAUUGUUUCCUUGCCAGAUUGCUUAUUGCUGUAUCUUAUGAACCUACAUAGUCUUGGGGAAGAGCCUGUGUUCAAUGAUGAUAAACGUGUCACCAGUGUAGCAACAAUAGUCCAAGGGCAAAACGGAAUACAAAUAAAGACGCCUUUGUAUUUAUAUUCAGCAAAAAAGUCCUUUCAGUCAUCAACUUCUGCUGCGUCAUUUUUCCGAGAUGAACCGGUACACGACCAUGAGGCAGCUGGGGGAUGGCACCUAUGGGAGUGUGCUGAUGGGCAAGAGUAACGAAUCCGGGGAGCUGGUGGCCAUCAAAAGAAUGAAGAGAAAGUUCUAUUCUUGGGAUGAGUGCAUGAACUUGAGAGAAGUUAAGUCUCUGAAGAAGCUUAAUCAUGCCAAUGUGAUUAAACUGAAAGAAGUUAUCAGAGAAAACGACCACCUUUAUUUUAUAUUUGAAUAUAUGAAAGAAAACCUCUAUCAAUUAAUGAAAGACAGAAACAAGUUGUUCCCUGAGUCAGUCAUCAGAAAUAUUAUGUACCAAAUAUUGCAAGGGCUGGCAUUUAUCCAUAAACAUGGUUUUUUUCAUAGGGAUAUGAAACCAGAAAACUUGCUUUGUAUGGGCCCAGAACUCGUGAAAAUUGCAGAUUUUGGACUUGCAAGAGAAUUAAGGUCACAGCCACCGUAUACUGACUAUGUAUCUACCAGAUGGUAUCGUGCUCCUGAAGUUUUACUAAGAUCUUCCGUUUAUAGCUCUCCAAUUGACGUGUGGGCUGUUGGGAGUAUAAUGGCUGAACUAUAUACGUUAAGACCACUUUUCCCAGGGACAAGUGAGGUUGAUGAAAUCUUUAAGAUCUGCCAAGUUUUAGGGACUCCCAAAAAAAGUGACUGGCCAGAAGGGUACCAGCUUGCGUCCUCUAUGAAUUUCCGCUUUCCCCAGUGUGUUCCUAUAAACUUAAAAACUCUUAUUCCCAAUGCCAGUAAUGAAGCUAUUCAGCUUAUGACUGAAAUGUUGAGUUGGGAUCCAAAGAAACGGCCAACAGCAAGCCAGGCACUGAAACACCCAUAUUUUCAAGUUGGUCAAGUAUUAGGCCCUUCCUCCCAUCAUCUGGAAUCGAAACAGUCUUUAAGUAAGCAUGUGCAACCACUAGAAUCAAAACCAUCUGUAGCUGACCUAGAAGCCAAGCCUCUGCCAGACAUAAAUGAUCAGACUGUCGGGCAGCCCCAACCAAAAAACAGCCACCAGCCACUGCAGGCCAUCCAGCCGCCACAGAACACGAGUGUCCAGCAAGCACCGAAGCAGCAGAGUCAACAGAAACAGCCACAAACACUAUUUCCAAGUAUCGUCAAGAACAUGCCAACCAAGCCAAAUGGCAGCCUGGCCCAUAAAAGUGCUAGGCGGCGUUGGGGUCAGACUGUGUUCAAGUCCGGAGACAGCUGGGAAGAGUUUGAGGACUGUGAUUUCGGAGCCUCCCAUUCUAAGAAGCCAAGCAUGGGUAUUGUCAAAGAAAAGAGGAAAAAUUCUCCAUUUCGGCUUCCGGAGUCAGUACCCGCAGGCUCCAACCACUCAACAGGGGAAAACAAGAGCUUUCCUGCUGUUACUUCCCUAAAAUCUGAUUCUGAAUUGUCAACUGCUUCGACAGCUAAACAGUACUAUUUGAAACAAUCCAGGUACCUUCCAGGUAUAAAUCCCAAGAACGUAUCCUUGGUAGCGAGUGGAAACCCAUACACAUGGAAUAACCAGUUAUUUCCUAAGUCACUGGGACCCACUGGGGGAGAACUUGCUUUCAAAAGGACUAACGCAGAGGAAAGCAUAAUUAAGCCAAUUGAAAAACUAUCAUGCAAUGAAACUUUUCCUGAAAACUUAGAGGAUCCACAAGGAAAUCUUGGAAGUUACGCUACUUACAAUCAGUCAGGAUAUAUUCCUUCCUUUCUCAAAAAAGAAGUGGGCUCAGCUGGCCAGAGGAUACACUUAGCACCUCUCGGUGCAACAGCUUCAGAAUAUUCCUGGAACACAAAAACUGGUCGGGGGCAGUUCUCAGGACCCACUUACAACCCUACAGCCAAGACUCUAAAUAUUGUGAACCGCGCCCAGCCAGUCCCCUCUGUGCAUGGGAGGACAGACUGGGUGGCCAAGUACGGAGGCCACCGGUAGGAGUCUGGUGUGAAGGCCCACAACACUGCUCCACGUGGUCUGUGCACGUCCCCUGACCCUGACCCUGACCCUGGGAAAUGACUACAGAUGUCUAUUUCUACUGUGUUCUGGAAGAAAUAUAUGAUAGUGGGUACUCUGAAGAGCAAAAAGCUUCUAUUUUAUUUCUUUCCUAGAAAUGAAAUGCAUUUUCUUAGCCUCAUCACCCACACAGUGCUGAUAUAUGGGUAGGACUUUACAAGUAUUGAAUAAACUAUUUGCCAAAGUAUCAAGUUAUCUGAUCUACAAAUUAGUAGACACUAAGUAUAAGAAACUUAAAAAAAAAAAGCCUCCAGAAAUUUAAGUGUUUGUAGUGUUUCAGUUUUCAUUCGUCAUAUAUUUGCCCAAACUAGUAUUUCAUUGUUUGGCCUCAGAGGUUUGUUUUGUUUUGGUAUUUCAUAGCAAUUAGGUAGACGUCUGUGGACUGUUGGUAAAGGUUCUGAUUUGGCCAAGGCUCUACUCUACCAUGUGGGCAAUGGCAGAAAGAUGGUAAUUUAUCAUUUAUUUUUCUACUAUGAAACUGUGGAAGCAAUGGUAAUUCCAAUCUUGCGCCGGACGUCUUUCUUAGAAAUAACUAUUUCUUUAACAUAAAGAUUUCAAAAUGACGCCACCUAAUUUUGGUGGAGAAAGAGUCUGUUGUUUGACUGUGACCAACAACCGCUUUGAAUUCAUGGUGACUAUCAAACCCAACGGCUUGAUGAUUCCCAGUGAACCAAGUCAAUGUUCUGUCAUCUUCACAUCAAAAAAGUCCUUGGAAGUGAGAAGUGUGUUCAUCAGACUUUCGAAAUGCAUUGUUUCCGUGUUCCUACCAAAGGUGAGAUAUGCCAGCUCGUUCCCCAAAGCAAACUUGCUGCUGCAGGUCACUGACUCGGCUCUGACCUUCACAUCUGCUCUGAAAAGCAAGUGCGUUCAGUUGCGAUAGCAGUGAUUUCUUAGUACGCAUUUUUAGUUUUAUUUCUAAAUUGGAAUUUAAAGUAGACAUUUUGAACUUAGGACUUCUCUACUUAAGCCUGUCACUUUAUGAACUGGACAUUAUUUUUAAAGUAUAAUGUUAUCGACUGCUGAUAUUUUAUGUAUUUUACGACUCUGUAACAAAUGCUAAUGUAAUUGGUAUCACCUUGUGGAUAUACAAAAGCACAUUAUAAAAUAAUAAUAAUAUGGUAUUUUUGUACAGAAGAUUCAGCUCACCUUGCUGAAAAAUGCUAAAAUCUACAAGGAUAAUUUAUGUUAGUGGUAAUGGUUAUAUAUACAUAGAUAUUUGUACAGUUUUAAUUAAUGUCUCAAAGUUAAAACAUUCUUUUGUGUUGUUGGGAAACUUUUAAACUCUGAAUAGAUAUAUAAAAUUAAU